CCUGCCCAGCAUCUCAGAGUCCUUAGAUCCGGCCUCGACUGUUUCCUUGUUUCUUGUUCUUAAUUAUUCUAACACUGACCCACGUCUACUUUUUUUAAACCCCCUUUACUCACUCCACUUAGCUAGGUGUCCUUUCAUUGGCUUUCUUUUUUUUACCCUGCUGGAUUAAAGGAACCUUUCUUAUUUGCAAAAACUUUUUUCUUCCCCUCUAAACGUGCCGCACUCCCAACCUUAGGGUCAACCAUAUCUCAGCCUCAACUCGGGCGUUUCGCCUCGCGUGUGAGAUCCCGCCGCGCUCUAACCCCACCAAACAUCGGUUCUCCGCGCUGUCAAGCUUCCACCCCUCUCCCAUCCCCUUUUCUUCGCUCCCGCUCUAUUUACUGCGGCCUUGGAUUCUUGCGAUUUUCAAGAUCCUAGUUGUGAGCCUUCUAGUGAAUUUGGCUCAAGAUGGACCGCACAAUAGCGCGAGCGGUGACGGAGAAGAAGCCAGUCCCGGAGAUUGACUUCACGUUACAUACCAUGGAAGAUGGCACCCAGGUGUCCACCAUGGAGCGGGUUGUCAAAGAGGUACAAGCGCCGGCGUUGCAGACGCCGACGGACGAACAGUUCUGGUCCCCUGAGGACCCCUCUAAGCCAAACCUCCAGUUUCUGAAACAGCACUUUUAUCGUGAAGGUCGUCUUACUGAAGACCAGGCGCUAUGGAUUAUACAAGCGGGUACGCAGUUGUUGAAGGCAGAGCCUAAUUUGCUCGAGAUGGAUGCCCCCAUUACAGUGUGUGGCGACGUUCACGGACAAUAUUACGAUUUGAUGAAACUUUUCGAAGUCGGCGGCGAUCCCUCUGAGACGAGAUAUUUAUUCCUAGGCGACUAUGUUGACAGAGGUUAUUUUAGCAUUGAAUGUGUUCUCUACCUCUGGGCUUUGAAGAUCUGGUACCCGAAUACGCUCUGGCUGCUGCGAGGUAACCACGAGUGCAGGCAUUUGACGGAUUACUUCACCUUUAAACUGGAGUGUAAGCACAAAUAUAGCGAGCGCAUCUAUGAGGCUUGCAUUGAAUCCUUUUGCUCUUUGCCGCUGGCGGCGGUCAUGAACAAGCAAUUCCUGUGUAUCCACGGUGGCCUAAGCCCCGAAUUACACACACUCGAGGAUAUCAAGUCGAUUGAUCGUUUCAGGGAGCCCCCAACUCAUGGCCUGAUGUGUGACAUUCUUUGGGCUGAUCCCCUGGAAGAGUUUGGACAGGAGAAGACUGGAGACUAUUUUGUCCACAACAGUGUUCGAGGAUGCUCUUACUUCUUCUCGUACCCUGCCGCCUGUGCUUUCCUGGAAAAGAACAACCUGCUCUCCAUUAUUCGUGCCCAUGAGGCUCAGGAUGCCGGAUACCGCAUGUAUCGGAAAACAAGAACCACCGGUUUCCCUAGCGUGAUGACCAUAUUCAGUGCGCCCAACUAUCUGGAUGUGUACAACAACAAAGCUGCCGUCCUGAAGUACGAGAACAACGUGAUGAAUAUCCGUCAAUUCAACUGCACACCACACCCGUACUGGCUGCCAAACUUCAUGGAUGUGUUCACCUGGUCUCUUCCCUUCGUCGGUGAGAAGAUUACGGACAUGCUGAUUGCUAUCCUUAACACCUGCUCCAAGGAGGAAUUGGAAGAUGACACCCCUACGACCGUUUCACCUACGGGCCCGCCCUCGCCCCCUGUUCCUAUGGACGUUGAAUCCAGCGAAUUCAAGCGACGUGCAAUUAAGAACAAGAUUCUUGCCAUCGGUCGUCUGUCACGAGUCUUCCAAGUGUUGCGUGAGGAGUCCGAAAGGGUCACGGAGCUUAAGACAGCAGCCGGUGGUCGCCUUCCCGCCGGUACUUUGAUGCUUGGAGCGGAGGGAAUCAAACAGGCCAUUACGAACUUUGAGGAUGCCCGUAAGGUUGACAUUCAAAACGAGCGUCUUCCGCCGAGUAGUGAAGAGGUCUUCAAGCGGAGUGAGGAGGAAAGGCAGGCUGCCUUGGAGCGUGCUCAACGUGAGGCAGAUAACGACGCUGGAUUGGCUACCGUGGCCCGGCGGAUUAGCAUGUCUGCGGGCGCGGGCAGAAGCCGGCGGCAGCGAGAUGCCGCUCGAGAGAGUCGAGAAGCAUGAGCAAAGGAUACUAUUAUUAAACAUUCCACUUUGAUUUUGUGCCUGCUCAACCCGUCUUUCUCGGUGUGCAAAUAUUGAUCCGUACCUGUAUAAAGCGCCUUUGAGUCGGACGAUAUAACGAGGAGCUUUUCCUCUGGCGAACGGCCCAGCUACAUAAUCUUAUGUUCUGUCUGUCACAAGAAGACAGACUGUUAUUGCAUUGAGUAUUGGAACUGCGACAGAGACUAUUGUUGUAGUUAUCGAGGCGUCCGUGACGUCUUGGCUCCAUGAGUUGAUGAAUCGAUACACCAUGACACACCCCUAUCUUGUUUAUUACUGUGCGGUAUUUGUAGGCAGUUUUUUUUUUU
Messenger RNA from Aspergillus pseudonomiae, 2474 nucleotides. RefSeq names its product serine/threonine-protein phosphatase 2B catalytic subunit. The record is from RefSeq and is a predicted model, not a curated record. Gene Ontology annotation, molecular function: calmodulin-dependent protein phosphatase activity; calmodulin binding. Gene Ontology annotation, cellular component: cytoplasm; calcineurin complex. Gene Ontology annotation, biological process: fungal-type cell wall organization; calcineurin-mediated signaling. The transcript is spliced from 5 exons. Bases 448 to 2127 code for a protein of 559 amino acids. Lineage: Eukaryota; Fungi; Ascomycota; Eurotiomycetes; Eurotiales; Aspergillaceae.